Messenger RNA from Symbiodinium sp. CCMP2456, 4476 nucleotides. Lineage: Eukaryota; Dinophyceae; Suessiales; Symbiodiniaceae. The record is from the annotation of a GenBank genome assembly.
AUGGCAGAGCUGCACAGCUCGGAUGAGGAGGAUUGGGCUGCAUUUGCAGCCCAGUCGUUGGAGGAUGGCCGAAGGGAGGAAAGCUUGCAGGUUCUUUCGCAAGACACUUCUGAAGCAGACGCAUGCAGAAGUAGUGCCUCAGAUGAGGGUGAUGAUCCUGUAGACAUGGCCGCUCCGUUCUUUCCACCUUCGCCGGAUGAUGAAGAUGUUCCGCUGAAGCCCUACGACUCAGAUGCAUGGUGGGUGAAGCUGCUCAAGACAUGCACAGCAACCAGAAAGCCAGGUGGUGUGCCUUUAUCCCGGCGGGUGACUUUGCUGAGUGCAUGCAGUGGUGGCCUCACCGAGGCCUUUGCACUCCAGGCGGGUCGCCAAGUUAGGAUCGGCCAAGAGGCUAUCAAACAUCACGGCUAUGUCGGCUAUGAACUUGGGAUCGACUUCGACAUCAUUUCAGUGUCGGAGCCGUGUCGGGCCUAUCGCGAGUUCUGCUUGGCAAAUCACGAGAAUAUUGCACAUGUUCAUUUGAGUAUGGCAGACCAGAUCCAUGGGGCAGCUUGUGAGAGGCAUUGCCAUGCAGAGAAUUGCGUGAUCCAUUGUGAGCCAAUGCUUGCAGUCUUGGGUACCCCGUGCCCUCCUUUCUCAGUUCAGAGGGCAAAGCGGUUCAAAGCUGGCACAGUGCAGCAGCAUAAAGCAUACAAGACAACCUUCGAAUCGGCGCUGCUGUUCCUGGAGACGUUUAACCCUGUAACAGCGGUCCUGGAGCAAGUUACAGGGUUUGAUCAGUUCGAGACAGCUGGAGAUACCAUGACGCCGUUGGGAAGGUUCCUGAACAUGCUGUCGGAAGCCGACACCAAGCACGGCUACUAUGUCUCCGUGCAGCGGUUGGACUUGGGCAUUUGGAUGACGAUUACUCGACAAAGGCAGGGUCGAGAGUCAUUUCUGGGUCGUGGUUGGAGCCCGGUUGGAAUCAAGGGCAGAACAUGGCGCAUUGACAUAGAGUUAGAGUCAGAGGAGUGUAGACCGGUCGGCCUUUUUGGCAGCCAUGCAUACAGACGCGAUUUGAAGGCAGCUGAAGAAGCACGAGCAGCCGAGCUUGCAGUGGCACCAGUGGUGCCGAGCAGAGGGCCACAAGGUGCUGCUAGGGCAAGGGCUGCAAGGUCUGCCAAAGUUAUUUCUCGGCAGCAGUCUCAGCAGCUGGAUUCGCAGCAAGAUUCGUUGGAUGAUGCAUCUUUCUUGGGUGGUCCUGCUUUGCAGUCGCAGUCCCUGUUGUCCAACUAUCGAAGUAUCGGGUCCGAUUUGCAGCAAAAGCUCCUGUUGGAGGUGACUCGAAUGACUCGAAGCAAAUCUGCAGAGGCCGGUCCACCGACAUCAAGCACUGCCUAUGUUGAGAAGCUCCUUCAUAAGCUGCGGCCGCUGAUGUCCUUCACAGCCCAGGCGGUUCAUGGCGAGACCGACAUAGACGAUAACCGCCAUAUGGCAAAGACUAGCUUGUUGCGCACUGCGGCGGCGAUCAUGGAUGGAGCCAAAAUCAUGUGUGGAAGUUUUUUCUGUGCCGUGCAGGAUGCCCUGCAAAGUGGAGGGGAACUCUUGCUUCUGGUCAAAAAGCGCCGCUAUGAUGAGACACCUUUAAGGCUACGUGCCAGAGCAAAAGCGGAGGAUGACGAUGACGAGAAGGCCAAACCCAUGAAGGUUGUUCAAAGCGAGAUGUCCGUGGGUGUUUUGAUGCAGCGACAUGACAAAUUCAUGUUUGUCAAAACUGUGCUACCGAGCCAAUUGCAUGUUGCUGAUGCGGUCACUGCCGAGACGCUCAUGGAGUGUCAGCAGAGCCUGGAAGACAUUCCAGAGUUGGCCCGGCUGGCACAAAAGGCACGGAUGAAGCUGCAGCUGGUAGUAACAGACCGUGCUGCGUCGAAUAUCAAAUGUGAAUCUGGUAUUCAGCUGAAUGAUGCAACGUGGACAAAACACCACGUGUUUUGCAAAGUUCACAAAGUUGCACAGCAACAGUCGGCAACAUCGAAACUUUGUGAUGGCCAUAUUUCAGGUUUGGUGAGCUUGGCUGUUGGCAUGCAGAUGGCAGGAAGCACCAAUAAAAUGCGCAAAUGCUUGGCGGCAGUGCUUCGGAAGCGUCUGCGGCACAUAUAUGUGGGCAGUCCUCCUCUGGACCCGGCCAGAGAUCAGUUUCGCAACGAGGUUUAUGACCUCUGCUUGGGUAAGUGCUGCACAAGGGCUGACAGAGCUGAGCAUGAUGCUCAGCAAGCCAACAGGCUCAGGCAGAAACAACGCCUUGUCUUGGAGCAUUUUUUUCAUGGAAGCGACUUUCGACAGCAUCGCUUUGACCUCUACAUUCCUCAGUAUCGACCUGAACAAGAAAUCCUUCAAGAGCUGGAGGAACGCCUUGUGCCCUGUUUGCUGCCGUAUAGAUGCCCAAUUUUCCAUCGCAGCCGAUGGACGGGUGGAGACCUUGCAUUAGAUUGGAUGCUUCUCCUCAGCUUGACUUUUGACUUGAUGUCUGAUGUGGUGCCAAUGUGGGCCUCCGGUGAUUGGCAAUCCUGCCCAGCUCCGGUUGAUGAUGCAGGAGUCGCAAGAGCUGAUGAGGACGACUGGGAAACACUUUGUCAGGACUUGGUUGCUUCUGGACAAUUCAUUGAAGGCGGGCAGCAGCAGCUACCUGGAGAGGCAGAAGUAGCUUCUGACAAACUCAGUUGGGCCGAAUUCAAUGCUGCUAUGAAGAAGAAGGCAGCAGAGUUUGCCAGUCGAAAACCGGCUGGGGCACUGGUGCUUCUCAGAUCGGUCAUGGAAUUGAACUUCAAGUUACUAUAUCAUGCGCUGCAUGUAUCUUCGGAUGAAUGGCAGAACGAGCAAGCAGCAAAGGCUUCCAACGUUCCUUGCAGUCGCAUCUUGGACGAGUAUGCAGGCAAACAUGCACAUGAAUUUGCAGAUCAGCUUCAGGAAGCUUUCAUGUCCGUGGCAAAGGCUAUCCCGCCGGCUGCCUGUGCAAGGAACAUGAGGACUCUCCACUUCAGGUUGCUUAGUCGAGCAGGUGCUGUGCAUCACCAACUCAUGGAGCGUUUCAGAUGCGGUUUCCCCACUCAGAUGUUUGGGGCCUUGCUUGGAAACACCAGCCUUUUGACUGCCAAGGCGUGCCUGCUGGAUGAGCUUUCGACAAAAGUCCGUGAAAUGUUUGGCACGGAAAGCUUGCUGUGCAGUGGCGAGGGUCGGGCAGUCUUGAUGUCGAUUGCUGAGCUUUGGGAGCUGGACAUCGCGGCCAUAGAGGCAAAGCAUGCCUCGAUACGCAGGGCAUUGACUACUCGGGGUGUGCAGGCACCUCAGCCUUUUCUGUCAGUUGUCAGUGCCGACUUUGUUGUGCAACAAGCUGCAAGACAGAAUCUACAGCGCUCGACAUGGCAGGCUCAACAGUCUGCAAGGCUAGGGCGCUUUUCACGGCGUCAGCAGCAGCAGCAGCAGCCAUUGCUGCAUGACUCCCAGGAUGCUGCUGAUCAUGCUGCAGAUUCUGUUGCUUCUGGCACACACGAGAAAAAGCGCAAGAAUGCUCCCCAACCCGGCGGUAAAUGGAAAGCUUUUUGUGCUGUCAAUGCAAAAGGCAGACAAAUCACAAAGGCGGUUGCAGAAGAGUUGUCCGAGCGGUACCAUAGUUUGCAGCCGGAAGAGGAUGCUUUUUACAAGGAGUUGGGAGAUGCCGCCAAAUUUGCUGGGUUAGCUGGACACAAGCCGUUUCCAAAGCAGGCUGCAGCCCAGAAUGUGCUUGUUCCAGCCCAUGUGCCUGAGCACUUGAACUCAGCCUUGUGUGCUUUGGGUUCGGACUUGCGCAAGCAAAGUGCACUUCGAGUGGCCCAGAGCAGAGAAAUUCAGGAUUCGCUUGCUGAGAUGGCUCCCUUUCAAAAGCUUUCUGAGCAGCACAUGCAAGCUGUGCAAACAGUCUGUGACAUCAACGAGACCGACCGGGAGCAGUUCAAGCGGGUUUCUUCCCAAGAGGAUGCCAUGGCUAUGUUGCAGUGGAUACCGCCAGUUGCACCGUUUGCAGAGGUUGCACUUGCACAUCCUGGUUUGCGGUCCCGCGGCACAGGUUCUGGGCUUAAAACUGCCCUGUCAGAAGCCUGGGAGAAACGCCACGACAUGAUCAUCGAUGAGAGGUUGCCGAGAAUCAAAGAUUCAGAAUUGAAGGAUUUGUUUCAGCCCAAAGAAUGCCAUCGACUUUCCAUGUGCAUCUGCUGUGGCAGAGGCCAGCAGGCGAAGUUUUGCCAUGACAAGCUGGUGCAACUGAUGAAGCCUUUGCUUGCAGUUAAGAAGCGGAAGCGUGGUCCGGACAACAAGUUCAUCGAGAAAGAGCCCGAGAGAACCCGUGCUCGGAUGUUGGCCGAAUCCGGCGAGCUCGUUGUUUGCUUGUCGCAAGUGGCAGUGGACGAUGAGGAGAACCUUGCACCCAGGCAGGACCAUAGGCACCAUCUUCCUUUCCCGUAG